Ipomoea nil (Japanese morning glory) is the source of this 980-nucleotide messenger RNA. Its product is annotated as OPA3-like protein. The record is from RefSeq and is a predicted model, not a curated record. Gene Ontology annotation, biological process: regulation of lipid metabolic process. The transcript has 5 exons. Gene Ontology annotation, cellular component: mitochondrion. Lineage: Eukaryota; Viridiplantae; Streptophyta; Magnoliopsida; Solanales; Convolvulaceae. The coding region runs from base 256 to 744 and encodes 162 amino acids.
AUUACCCUUUACAUUUAUAAUAACUUUAUAUAUAUAUUUUUUACAUUUUGCAAUUUUCCCUGCCAAGGAAAACUGUCGGAAAGCCAAACACGGAACCACCACUAUCGUCCCAAGUCCUCACUGCCUGUCCAGAAAAGCAUCCACAUAUAGUGUACGAAGUACGAAGUGAAGUUUUUCUUUGAAAUUCCGGCUGAGAAUUGGGUUAGUAGUAAGUAAAGAUAACAUUUUUGGAGUUAUAUCUAUUAGCUUUUUGCAAUGAUAUUGCCAUUAGCGAAGCUGGGUUCACUUGCUCUCAAAACAUUCUGCAAACCUAUCGGCAAACGCCUCAAGAAAGAGGCCGGCAUUCAUCCCGAGUUCAGGCAACUCAUCAUCAAUCUUGCCCAGACGAAUCAUAGAUUCACAACGAAGUUGCAAAGGCGUAUCUAUGGACGUGCAAUUGAUGUUGCGAUUCGCCCUCUAAAUGAAGAAAAGGCUGUUCAACUUGCUGCUGAUCUUCUAGGGGAACUGUUUAUAUUUACGGUUGCAGGAGUUGCUGUCAUCUUAGAGGUGCAAAGAAGCGCCCGGUCAGAAGCUAGGAAGGAGGGAUUGCGUAGGCAGGAAAUCGAGGCAAUGAAACAACGGGACGAAGAGCUAGCUAGAGAGGUCGAGAUCCUCAGAAAUAGAGUCCUUGAGCUGGAGCAAGGACUGGAGAGUUUUUUAAAUUUCAAUAGCAUCGAUAACAAGGCAAAAGCUAGCUGGCAUUGACAACGUCUUUCCAGAUUCCAGAUGUCGAAACUCUGAUCACGUUCUACCCCGGGUACACUCGAGUUUUACAGUUCAACCCACCCGACUAUUGUAUCAAGGUCUUCAUAUGUUCUUUUAAAGGAAGCCGCUAUCUAUAUCUAUAUAUAUAUAUAUACAUGCACAUGAAAUAUGUAGAUAGGAAUGUAGAACAACUGAACAAGUAUUUGCGUAAUAUAUAUAGCUCAUAUUUUGCAACA